Molecule: messenger RNA, 948 nt
Organism: Nicotiana attenuata
Lineage: Eukaryota; Viridiplantae; Streptophyta; Magnoliopsida; Solanales; Solanaceae
Exons: 2
Coding region: 1-948 (315 amino acids)
Source: RefSeq, a predicted model, not a curated record
AUGGGGUCGAUCAGGACAUGGGAAGAUCUGACUAAAAAGUUUCUUGACAAAUACUUCUCAGUUUUCGAGGCUUGGGAAAGAUUCAAGGAGAUAGUGAGGAAGUGUCAGCAUAAUGGGAUUGAAUUGUGGAUGCAACUCCAGGACUUUUGCGAUGGACUGACACCUCCCUCACGACAAACUUUGAACAUUGCAGUCGGAGGUCCUUUAAUGAAGAAGACUCCUGAGGAUAUUGUGGCAAUUCUGGAUGAGCUCUCUGAAGAUGCUAACCAGUGGCCUGCUGAGAGUAAUGAUAGAAGAAAAUUAGUUGGAGUUCAUCAAGUCGAAUAUAACACAGCAAUGCAAGCCCAACUAGACGCCAUGGCUAAAGAGAUAAGAAAGUUGACCUUAGACAAGGUCCAGAGCCAACCAUCACCAGUUUGUGAUUUCUGUGGAAUGGUUCAUUCAACGCAUGAGUGUCAGGCCUUAGCUGCAGAUGAGGUGGUAAAUACCGUGGAAAGCUUUGACAGAGGCAACUACCAGAUGGGUAAUAAUUUUAAUUCUACGGGACAGAGGCACUUGGGCUUUUCUUGGAAUUCACCAAGUGGUAGCCUGAACUCAUGGCGACGAAAUAACUCUAUACCCCAGGGACAAGGAGCUCCAGGUUUUCAAAAUCAGCAGAAGCAGCAAUAUCAGCCUCCACAGUCUAAUCAGUCUAGCAUGGAAGAUCUGAUGAAGGCCUUUAUUAUUAAGACAAAUAAGAGGCUUGACACCCAUGACGCAGCUAUCAAAGAACUGGGCACGACUUUUCAAAACUUGGAAAUACAGGUUGGGAAACUAGCUAAUCUAUUGUCUGAGAGGGUUCUAGGAACUCUCUCUGCUGAUAGUGAAAGAAAUCCAAAAGAGACGAUAAAUGCAGUGUCUUUGAGGAGUGGGAAUGUACUGGAGGAUCCCAAGGCAAAACAAGCAUGA